Messenger RNA from Manis pentadactyla (Chinese pangolin), 1606 nucleotides. RefSeq names its product HAUS augmin like complex subunit 4 (gene HAUS4). Lineage: Eukaryota; Metazoa; Chordata; Mammalia; Pholidota; Manidae. Gene Ontology annotation, cellular component: HAUS complex. Bases 284 to 1339 code for a protein of 351 amino acids. Gene Ontology annotation, molecular function: microtubule minus-end binding. The record is from RefSeq and is a predicted model, not a curated record. The transcript has 10 exons. Gene Ontology annotation, biological process: centrosome cycle; spindle assembly.
UCCCGCGCUGCCGGACGUGCUCCUCGGCCCUUUCCCAUCCCCCGAGCUUCCCGCGCUGUCCCCGGUGCCCAGCUUCCUGCAGCCCCUGUAUGGGGCCCGAGCGAGAGGUUCCGGAGACUGGUCGCGGACGGGGUCCCGGGUGUCGACGCUGCUGGCCAGCCUGUCCCAGCCCGCGCCGCACGGCCUCGGGAGCUUCAGAUGCCCCACGGUGUGCAGGUUUGCUUCAGAAGAAUCCUAGAAAAAUCAGGUGGCAUCUGGAGAUUUCUGCUCACCUGGAGAAGGGAUGGAAAUACUCCAACAAGUGUGUAGCAAACAGCUUCCUCCUUGUAACCUGAGUGAAGAGGACCUGUUACAGAACCCACAUUUCAGCCAACUACUGCUGAGUCUCUCACAGCACGUGGAUGAAAGUGGCUUAAGCCUCACCCUGGCAAAGGAACAGGCUCAGGCAUGGAAGGAAGUUCGACUGCAUAAAACAACAUGGUUGAGGUCUGAGAUUUUACACAGAGUCAUUCAAGAGCUGCUUGUGGACUACUAUGUGAAGACACAAGAAACAGAUUUAACUUCUGAGGACAAAAAGUUUCAUGAGACCCUUGAACAGCAGCUACUGGUGACUGAACUGACACGUCUCCUAGGUCCCUGCCAGGAGAGGGAGAUGCCUUCGCCACUGGGGCUGGAGAAAGCAGACCUUCUGGAGCUCAUGCCACCCUCAGAGGAUUUUGUGUGGAUGAGAGCUCGGCUCCCACUAGAAGUGGAGGAGCAGCUCAAGAAGAAAUGCUUCACUCUGCUCUGCUACCAUGAUCCCAACUCAGAUUCAGACAGCAAAACCCUAAAAGCAGCAAAGGUGUGGAAACUGGCAGAGGUCCUGGUGGGUGAGAAGCAGCAGGGCCAGGAGGCCAAGAGCCAGCAGAAGGAGCAGAUGGUGCUGCUGGAGAAGAAGAGUGCCACCUACUCCCAGGUGCUUCUCCGUUGCCUCUCCCUGCUGCAGAGGCUUCUGCAGGAGCACCGGCUUAAGAGUCAGUCUGAGUUAGACCGCAUCAAUGCCCAGUACCUGGAGAUCAAGUGCAGCGCAAUGAUCCUUAAGCUGAGGAUGGAGGAGCUAAAGAUUUUGUCUGACACUUACACUGCUGAGAAAGUGGAAGUUCACCGUCUCAUUAGGGACCGUUUGGAGGAGGCCAUUUGCCUACAAGAGCAAGACAUGGAGAAGUCCCAGCAGGUCCUGAACACCUAUGAAGUCCUUGGGGAUGAGUUUGACAGGCUGGUAAAAGAGUACACCCAACUCAAGCAAGCAACUGAGAAUAAGCGCUGGGCUCUCCAAGAGUUCAACAAGGCCUACCACUGAGCAUGGUGAGGGGGACAAGAGGCCCAGCUGCUGCAUAGGCACUGCCUCUUCCUGCUAAAAGGACCACCUCCACUCAGGGGAGUGUGGGGACACUUGGUGGAAACAGCAGUCUUUUAGGUACCCUCCUGCUUUCUUCUCAAUUACAAUGACCGAGUCUCUUCUGGAAAAUGUAGCAGAUUUAUAUAACUUUACGUACAGCUAUUUGUCAGUGUCAGCCAUAUGUUAUAUUUGAGCAUUUCCUGAAUAAAGUGAUGAUAUUGUUUCCUA